UACAACAAUACAAAAAUCCCUUUUCCCCCAAAUCUCUCUCAGUCACUAUAUUACCGUUUUCAUUUUUCAUGGAUGACAUUAUUGACGAAUUCACCAACAUCGGUGACGAGUAUCAGAACUACUGGGAAACCAAUAUGUUUCUCCAAACCGAAGAACUCGAUAGUUUUGGCGCAUUAGGAGACACGGUUUCCAGCUACUACGACUCGAGUUCUCCCGACGGACCGCAGUCGUCGGCGGCUUCGAAAAACAUUGUUUCCGAGAGGAACAGGAGGAAGAAGCUCAAUGAUAGGCUCUUUGCACUUAGAGCAGUGGUCCCCAACAUAACUAAGAUGGAUAAAGCAUCAAUAAUUAAAGAUGCAAUUGAUUAUAUUCAACAUUUGAAUGAUCAAGAGAAGCGUAUUCAAGACGAAAUAAGGGAACUCGAGGCUCAGAGAGCAGAAUCUGGGGUGUUUGAUUUUGAUCAGGAUGCGGUGAUUGCGCCAACAGACUGGACGAAAAAGAAAAGGGUUGAUCAGUCUUUGGAUUCCCGAGAAAGGGCGUUUCCUCUUGAAAUUAUUGAGUUAAAAGUGUGCUAUGUGGGGGAGAAGACAGUGUUGGUUAGCUUAAAAUGUAGGAAAAGAAGAGACACAAUGGCCAAGAUUUGUGAGGUGUUUGAAUCAUUGAAGCUCAGUGUUCUCACUGUCAAUAUUACUGCUUUUACAGAUACCCUUUUCAUGACCCUCUUCAUUCAGGCUAGCGAGGAAGAAAUAGAGUUCUUGAAGAUGCAAAUUCAUAAUGCUGUAUCAGCUCUAAAUGAUCCUUCAAGCCCAAUGAGCACCUAAUGUCCUGUUUUUAUAAAAUAAAACUUGUUUUCUUUGUUGUUUACCUUUUUGGCCUAGGUUAUUAGUUAUGAAGGAGUAUUUUUCUUAUUGAUUUUUCCUGGUUUGUUUUCUCGUAAGGGUAUUUUAGUCCAGAGCUAUCAAUAACAUAACCUUCUUUAGAGGGAGUUCCUUGUAACUUGUAAGAAUCAUAUUUAUACAAUAUAAAUUAUAUAAAUUAGUAACUA
Helianthus annuus (common sunflower) is the source of this 1045-nucleotide messenger RNA. RefSeq names its product transcription factor bHLH35. Gene Ontology annotation, biological process: regulation of DNA-templated transcription. Bases 69 to 821 code for a protein of 250 amino acids. The transcript is spliced from 5 exons. The record is from RefSeq and is a predicted model, not a curated record. Gene Ontology annotation, molecular function: sequence-specific DNA binding; DNA-binding transcription factor activity; protein dimerization activity. Gene Ontology annotation, cellular component: nucleus. Lineage: Eukaryota; Viridiplantae; Streptophyta; Magnoliopsida; Asterales; Asteraceae.